Carassius auratus (goldfish) is the source of this 5760-nucleotide messenger RNA. Its product is annotated as nuclear envelope pore membrane protein POM 121. The coding region runs from base 68 to 3634 and encodes 1188 amino acids. The record is from RefSeq and is a predicted model, not a curated record. Gene Ontology annotation, molecular function: structural constituent of nuclear pore. Gene Ontology annotation, cellular component: nuclear pore. Gene Ontology annotation, biological process: RNA export from nucleus; protein import into nucleus. NCBI's taxonomy places the organism in Eukaryota, Metazoa, Chordata, Actinopteri, Cypriniformes, Cyprinidae. The transcript has 13 exons.
AGACGUAAACAACGCGCGCGGGCGCGGGGAAUUAUGGGAUAUCUUCCCUCGGCGGCGCGGUGCUGCCAUGUCUCCUGAAGAUAAACGGCGGCUAGUCGUUUUCUCUGCUGCGGUGUUCUCUUUAUUCCUCCUUUUACUUGUUUUGAGCUACAUACCAGCUUAUUUGUACAUACUUUUUAUCUGUGUCGUGUCUUCUGUAGUUUAUUUUCAUAAAGCGGAGGAGCUGCAGCUCUUCGAGAGACUAGGCCUCAAUCCUCGCCGUGGACUGAGCGUCCCGUCGGCUCUGCUGCGCUGGUUACCGGGCAAGACUUUAAGUGGAGUCCCGGCCGCCAACAGAAACAAGUUACGUAAAAGUGAUGCUAGUAAUUCUUUCGUGUCACCCAGCGAUAGACACUUUGCGGGCUCAUAUCAUAAAAGAGACCACACGCUCAGUGACUCGGUGUUCAGCCCUCGGGAUAUACUCAUGGGAAGUUACCUCGCCAAGACUGAAGAAAGCCCCUCCGCAGCGGUGAGGUCCGCUGCAGGCUCGGGGGCUUUCAUGCGCCCCAGAGAUCAGCUCCGGGAGAGACUCGCCCGACCGAAUCAUGCUGUGCACACCCCUAACAGAAGACUGUCAUUCGGGGACACUGUGGGCACUGCAAGUCGGUUCACCAUCACCCCCCAAAGACAUUAUCCCCUUCAGCAGACGGGGACGUCCUCCAUUGGAGUGAUUCCACCUGGAAACUGGGAUGGUUUGCGUAAGAAGAAUGUCCUCACCCAACGCAAUUCACCUGCUGUUCACAGUCUGGUCACGGUGAAGAUUGCCAGACCAGACCCCACUCGAUCAUCAUUCUUCAAUCACGUGAAUUCCCCUGAAGCAGUCAAAUCUCCAGUUAUUGGAACCCAGACAGACCCCUGCUCCAGAGAAGCUGUUCUGAGCGUGCUCCGAGAAAGCAGGAAGAGGGAGGUUGAUGAGGAGGACAGGAGUGCUUCUUCUGGUCAGAAGAGCAAAAGGAGGCGACAUGACAGCAGCGGAAGCUCUCAGUCAGCGUUUGAGCCACUUCUUGCAAAUGGAGCUCCAUCUCAGCUUGUGCCAAAGUGGGUGACCAUACACCUUCCAUUACCAGGUAGUUUGAAGAGAGGGAUGAACUCUUCUCUCAAUGAAGAGUCCAUUAUGAAGCGUUCUCGAACCUCCUCUAUCAGCUCUGUAAGUGGUGCUCCUGUUCCCAGUGGGGUGCCUGGAUCUAUCCGAAAUCCCAUUCGGAGUUCUUACAGUUCUUCACAGGGUUAUCCACAGAGAAGAGCAGCAUCCAGUCUCAGUCUUUCUCCUUUCACAAGCCCAGGAGGUUCUCGGUGUCAGACUCCAGAGCGAGCUGCUAAGAAAGCAAGGGAGGAAGAUGCUACCUCACCAAGUUCUACUUCCUUUGUGAAAAUGGAUAAGGUGGCAGCUGACCCUGCACCUGCUACUACUAAACCUACUCCAAAAUCUGAGGCACAUGUUGCAUCAAGAACGACAUCUGACUCUGGAGGUGGCAGUGGCAAACGUAAGCGCAAAAUCCAGCUGGUGACCACAAACAGAGGAGAUCAGAUUUCUUUGCCACCACCUCCUGAACUUGGCUAUACGAUCACAGUGAAAGAUCUAGAUAUGGAGAAGAAAGCCGCUCUCAGCCAGAUACAGAAGGUCCUGGAGGAGCCUGAGCCAGAGAUCCCUCCUCCAUCUUCUGAACCCACUCCGACUCCGGCUCCCUCUUUAACCCUGUUCUCUCAGCCAGCUCCAACGUCUUCAUCUGGGACUACACCUGCCGUGAGCGCUGCGCCCUCUCUGAUAUCUCUCUCCACACCUGUGCCUGUGACCUCACCAGCCACUACUACAACUCCCGCUCCAACUAUCGACCUCACUAUCACUGCACCCCUCACUCUCACCUCAGCCCCCUCCAUCUCUACCACACCAGCUGCUCCAACUGCUCCAUCUACAAGCAUCUCAAACCCUCUCCUGGAGUCCCUGAAAAACAUGAAGAAUAAUCCGCUUCUCAAUGCUCCCACUCUAAUGGGCACUACCACUGCAGCACCAGCAGUGUCUGCGUCCAGUCUUUCUACAACUGCUUUUGCCCCCACAAACCCGAGCAGUGGAGUUGUCAAAUCUGAGUCGGGCCUUGCCACUCUGCAGCCCUCAUUCUCUACCCAAUCCUUCAUAUCAACACUUGCCUCCAAGCCAGCCACUUCCAUGCCCUCUGCAUUUGCUCAGAUCCUGUCCCAACCUCUUCAACCCACAUCCAGCAAGCCAGCCCUUGGUGGAGGAGGCAGCCUGUUCAGUUCGAUUAAUCCUGUGGCCACUCCUGAACCUAAGCCUCCUAAAUCCACAGUUGCUGCACCUACGACCACAGUUGCAUCAGUCAAUAGCAUUAGCAGUUCCCUGUCAUCUGGAUUUAAGCCCAUUUUCGGGGCAGCAAGCACCACGCCUGCUUCCUCAGCAGAGGUCAAACCCACCCAGCCCACCUUCAAGCCUUUAUUUGGCACAGGAGGUGGCAUUAGUUCCUUUGGGCAGACACCAACAACAUCAACCCCUGCUGCUCCAGUUUCACAGAACAGUGGGAUGUUAUUUGGUGGAUUAACCAGUACCCAGUCAUCGAUGGGGUCCACAUCAUCUCCCGCCCCAACCACACAAACUUCUUCCCAGUCUCUGAUUGGAAGCUGGACCGCAACAGCCACAUCCACUCCUGCAACAAAUGCCACGUUCCAAUUUGGAGCCACACUGACUGCGACGGCUGCUCCUACGCUAAACACCAACACUGUUAAUGUUAGUGGCACCACCUCUGCUUUUCAGUUUGGAGCAGCAAAACCUGCACCCGCCCCACAGGCCCAAAGCACGUUCACAUUUGGCCAGCUUUCGGCAAACCAGAACUCCACAUCCACUCCGUUUGGUGGGUUUGGCAUGACCAGCAGUACCACUACAUCCUCAGAGACGCCCACAAAGCAAACCACUUUCGGGAGCUCAACCUUCACUGCACCGUCAACCUUCCCAGCAUCCACACAGCAGACCCCCGCUGCUUCAAAGCCUUUCACGUUUGGGGCCGGCGGUGGAAGUAGUGGAACAUCAACAUUCAUGUUUGGAGCCGCUGCCAGCACAGCAGCACCUGCGUUUGGGACUACCAGUCAGCCUACAUUUGGUGGAGCUGGCUUCUCUUUUGGAAACACCACAACCCCUUCUGCGGCUCCUGCCUUUGGUGCCUCCACACAGACUGUGGCUCCUCUCCCAGCCCCGGCUCCUACAUUCACCUUUGGAGGGGCAUCAACAGCCACUCAGAACGCUGCUCCGAGUACUCCGGCGCCUCCUGCUUCUGGAGGGUUUAACUUUGGGGCUUCGCUCUCAGCAGCACCGUUUGGAACCCCUGCGCCUGCAGCUCAUACGCAAGGAUUUUCCUUUGGAGCCAGUAACCCUGAUAACAAGCCUGCUUUUGGAACAUCAACUCCUGCUUUUGGCCAGGCCUCUGCAGGAAUGUCAGUGCCAUUCGGCAGUCCUGGAACCCCAGGAUUUGGAGCAAUGGGUGCCUCACCAUUUGGUGUUUCACCAGCCACCUUCUCUAUUGGAACAGGCUCCAAGGCCACUGCGCCUCGACGAUUACAAGCACGCAGACAGCACCCAAGAAAGAAGUAAUGUGGCUGAUGUGAGUCCUGUCCCUGUCAUUAUGGUCAUCUGGACUCUGCAACCACUCUUCCGGCUGUCCCACCUGCCCCAGACACCGCUGCUACUGCUGCUGGUCCAAACACAACAAGGCUCUCAGUCAGACCUCAUCUCUACAACCCUACAGGGUUACUGUCAGGGCUGGUCAGGCGUCUAGGAUCGAGGCUCAUGGGGUGUUGAUUUUAGAGUACCGGGCAGCCCGUCUCUGCUGUUGGCUGCGCCCACCGAAACUCACCACAACCUCACUAUUGGAGUCUGUAAAUGUCUGAUGAGGGCGUCUGGGGUCGGGGAUGGAUGGCAAAUGGGAGUUGAAUUAUACUUGAAAGAAAAAGAGACUUUCAAAUCUGGACUCACACAUAAAUUCAGUCCAGGCCUGUUAAUUUUGACUCUUUUGUUGGAGUAGUCAAAUGCCCUCUUUUUUUAGAUCCGGUUAAUACAUUUUUUUUUCUUUUUUUGCAGUAAGUGUAGAUUUGUCAUUCUUUUUCAUCAUGCUUAGUAGAAUUUGUAUUUAUUUUUGUUAAGCCUUCAAAACGUGAAUGUUUCCCGUUUCAUUUAGUUUUUUUUUUUUUUUAUAUAAUAAACCAUCAAAUUUUACAUAGCUUUUUCUUCACAUUCUUUUAAGAGAAGCACUGUUUAUGUAUCUGUUUAUCAUACAUUGGAUAUCUGUCUAAAACCAAAGCUGAUGUUUUUAGUGUGACACACCAUGCCCUGUUUUACUACCUCUCCAUUUUAAAUGUGCACCUGUGUCCUAGCUGAGAUGAUUUACUGCAGUCUGCCUCAUUCGAUCUAAAAUUAUACAGUCAGCACUUAACGCAAACAUGUAGGCAAAACCACAUUUCUAUACCCAUUGCAUCUGCCAUCAGUGUUUGUUUAUUUGACUUUCAGGCACUGGAUUUUUUUUUUUACUCAUUCAUUGCUCUGUGUGCCUUAGUGUGUUUUGCUUCUGGUUACAUAUUACGGAUGAUGUCAGAUUUGUACUCUUGAGAAAUGGAUGCUUGUUCUUUCAUAAUAAUGUGUUUCUAGAGAAUAUGAUCUCAACUCCAGUUAUUUUUGAUUACUGACUAAAGAGUCCAAUUUCAAACUCGGUAGAAGUGCAUACUUUGUGUUUGGAAACAUUUGACUGAGUGAUCAAAUUAAAUAAGUGCAAAAAAUAACUCUAAAGUGCCCCCAAAAUGUGUGAAUUUCAGGAGUAUAGAGAAUGCGGCAUUUGCAUUGAUGAAUGUUGGUUUAAAAUAAUUUUGCUCAUUUAGAUUUGAUUUAACCUAGAGAGGCUUACAUGCUAUUUAUUAUUUACAUUUUCCUUUUCGUUCUUUCUUUUUUUAAAUGUGCAUGAAAGCCAUUACUGGAGUUUUGUAUGAAAUCUAUGGGUUGCGCAUGCUUGUGAUGUUUUAAAAUAAGAUUUAGUGAAUAGUCAAGCUAAGAUUGAAAAGGCAUGUCUUGGGAUGUUGGGAAAUGCAGUCAACACAUUAUGUAGACCUCCGAUACCUGAAGAUUUGAAGUCUUAACAUGUUCUCAGGUCUGUUACGUGACAGAGCUGUCUAAUAUUUGUUUUUGUCAAUAUACGAUGUUGUAUAUCCACAAAACACUGGAUUUAAUUAGUAUUUCAAUGCACACAUAUGGAAGCACAAAAACACCAUUCAUUUUAGAGGUGUAUUGUAUUUUUAUUUGGUUUACCCUGAAAAAUCCACUGAAUUGGGGACCGCAGUUGUUUUUACAAUGAUGUAGCCAUCUUAGUCCCCCUUUGCAUGGAUUUUCUCAUGUGGGUCUUAACAUUUUGUAAUUCAUCACAUUUUUGAAGUAUCCUCAUGCCCAGACUGAUGCAAGGAGGCAUGAGCCCAGGCUUUCGGUUUAUUAGAAAGCCGUACCAAAUACAAGCGAGACGUGUAGACUGUUGAGAAAAUGAGAUGAGAGCCGGAUUUCUCAAGCUGUGAAUGUUUGAGAGCAGUUGUACCUAGUUGUAUGAUUUUCAAACGUUGCUGUUAGUGAAUGCUUAGUUUGUGCGUGAAUGGAGAUCUGAAUGAAGCGGCACACAGAUUGUGUUGUGUCUGCAUAAAUGCUCUGAUAAUGACAUGCUGGUUUCCAAUAAAAUGUAAAGUUGA